Molecule: messenger RNA, 1537 nt
Organism: Seminavis robusta
Lineage: Eukaryota; Bacillariophyta; Bacillariophyceae; Naviculales; Naviculaceae
Source: the annotation of a GenBank genome assembly
CUUCAAGCGCGGGAGCAUGUCACAAAACCCAGAACCCAGCAAGCGAAAAGCAGCCAAAAGUAACCAGGCAAAGCAAGCCAUAUCAUCAAUCUCAUUAGUCUAGCCUAGCUAGUCAUUUCACUUCCACCAACCAUGGGCUGGCUGAAUAGUUUAUUUCAAAAGGGCAGAUCGAAAGAUGACACAGCGGCCAUGACGAACAGUUUUUUCUUUGGUAGCUUCCAACCGAUUGAAUUCCACGUGAUUAACGAGUUGAACAAACCCAUCAAUAUCACAGUGUUCAAUGAAGAUCCCGUGGAGAUUGGACCUGAGGAAGAAGACGAAGAGGAAGAAGAAGAAGGCAGUGACCUUUUUAAUGGAUUCGAGCCGAUAUCCAUCCAAAAUGGCGUCCUACCAGGUCAAGAGUGGGCCUAUCGACGGACUUGCGCUUGCAUGGAUUGUCACAUUGGGACCAUCAAAGUGGAUUCGAUCGACGGUGGCAGGUCCUUUUACGUGGAUGGACAAAAGUGUCACGAUAAAGACCCCAGUUUGAGUGUCGUCAAGACGCUCAAUGAUGAAGAAACCGUCAACUUUGAUGUCAGUUUGCGGGGAUCCGCAUGGAAAGAAGAAGAAGACGAAGAGAUCAUGACGAUUGAAAUUCAACAAAAUGAAGAGACUGGCUUUGUCGUGGUCGAUUUAAUUCUAGAAUACAAAGCCAAGAAAAUGCUCAAGGGACAUUUGCCUUCGGAAGUAAGAUUCAGUCAACACACACUCGAAGCCAGUGUCGCCAUGCUCGAAUGCAAUUUCAGAUUCAAUGGAGCACAACCCUCCAAAGCCAGCCAACAUACCAUUGCCAGUGCCAAAAAGAGACUCUCCGAUUCCAGUAGUGCCAGACGAACUUCCGGGGUCUCCAUUGCCUCGGCGGCCAGAAAACGAUCCUCGGAUGCCAGCAUGAGUGUCAUGUCCUUUGCGGAAUCCGUGUGUAGUAAAGCCACUGUGGGCACUCAUGGAACCGUCACAUCCAUUAGUCAAUCUACCAGGAGUCGCAGGGGACGAAAAAAGAAACACAGCCGCAGAAGAAAAACGUCUCUCGGUCUCUUUCUCGAACAACAACAACAACAAGCACCCCCACCAAACGAUCGAACGCUGCAACAAGCCAUCAUGGACAAGUAUACCUAAUAAGGCGAGGGGAUUGCUGCUACUAUAAUAUAGUGCGGGAGCAGAGGGAGAGAUGGACGGCAGUCAACGUUCUUCAAAACAUAUUUUUUGAUGCAUCAUGAGUGGCCGACCGAAGCCGUCCCACCGUGAUAAACAAAAGCCAUAGCUACCUUGCGGUAGUGCGGCUGGUGACUGGACCGGGGAAGCACAGAUGAUAAUGGGUGCCCUGCUUUUUUGAAAAGAUUCAUAAUUGUAUUUUUUGAUGGAUCAACUAACUGUUCAAGGAACACUCAAUCAGCAGUCGAGAUACAAUUAGCUAGCUAGAAUACACAGUCCCCUCGAACCUAUGAGAAGAGUCUAAACCCUCUGCAAGUCAUCGUCCCCCGGAGAAUUUAAUUGUGGA